Messenger RNA from Anthonomus grandis grandis, 1576 nucleotides. RefSeq names its product serine-arginine protein 55 (gene B52). The coding region runs from base 144 to 1106 and encodes 320 amino acids. Gene Ontology annotation, molecular function: mRNA binding. Gene Ontology annotation, biological process: alternative mRNA splicing, via spliceosome; mRNA splice site recognition. NCBI's taxonomy places the organism in Eukaryota, Metazoa, Arthropoda, Insecta, Coleoptera, Curculionidae. The record is from RefSeq and is a predicted model, not a curated record. Gene Ontology annotation, cellular component: cytoplasm; nucleus; ribonucleoprotein complex. The transcript has a single exon.
CGAGGUCCGUUUUAUGCUUGAAGUGCCUUCGAAGCACUCUUGGAAUCCCCGCAUUAACACAGUACCCGGUUACGGCCUCUAUCUCUGCGAAAUCGAUUAUCACAAGGAAUCCUUUGUGGAAAAUUAGUAGAAAUUCGUGAAAAAUGGUAGGUUCGAGGGUGUACAUAGGAGGCCUGCCGUACGGCACCAACGAGCGCGACUUGGAGCGUUUUUUCCGCGGCUACGGACGUAUGCGUGAAGUCACCCUGAAAUCCGGAUAUGGAUUUGUCGAAUUUGAUGAUUACCGUGACGCGGAUGAUGCAGUUUAUGAAUUAAACGGCAAAAGAAUCCAGGGAGAGCGGGUGACUGUGGAGAGGGCGAGAGGGACUCCUAGAGGAAGAGACCGCUGGGCCGAUUCCAGAGGGAGUAGCAGUAGCAGAGGCCGAGACAGAGAUAGAAAUAGCGGUAGAGAUCGUUACGGACCGCCCACACGCACCGCGCAUAGAGUGAUAAUCGAAAAUCUCUCCAGCAGAGUGUCCUGGCAAGACCUUAAGGACUAUAUGCGCCAAGCGGGUGAGGUUACUUACGCCGACGCCCAUAGAGAUCAUAAAAACGAGGGCGUAGUAGAGUUCGCCAGCCGCAGCGAUAUGAAAAAGGCUAUUGAACAGUUGGAUGACACCGAAUUGAACGGUAGACGUAUCCGAGUUGUGGAGGACAAAAGCAAGAGCCGUAGACGAGGCGAAUCGAGCUCCAGAAGCCGCUCCAGAUCUAGAUCUCGCAGCGGAUCGAAGUCUAGAAGCAAAUCCAGAAGCAAGAGCAAGGAGAAUAAGGCAUCUCGCUCCCGUAGCCGCUCGAACAAACGCUCCCGGUCCAGAUCCGCCUCGAGGGAAGCUAAAAAGGCUCGCGAGGACCGCUCCAGGUCCCGAUCUAAGACCAACGGACGCGAAGAUCGGUCCAAGUCCAGGGAAGACGAUAGGGAGGAGAGAUCCAAGUCGAGGGAGGAUCGUUCCAGAUCCAGGUCUAAGGAAAACGGGCACAGGUCAAGAAGCGGUUCCAGAGAACGUUCCAAGUCUAGGGAGCCGUCUAAGGAACGGUCCAGGAGUAGGUCUAGGUCAAAGAGCAACUGAAAAUGCGCCUCCGAUUCGGGAUUUUUUGGUGUUAAGGCACUUUAAGAUUCAUUUAGGUUAAGAGAUUUCUUCAUAGUAACUGUAUGACACUGGACGACCUUCACUAUAACUUUUUUUUGUUCAAUUAUGAUGUUUUUUGCCUUAGAUGUUUAGAAUUUAAAAUGGUUUGCCUUUAUUUAGUGUUUCACUUUUGUAAGCAUUUCUUCUCGGCCAAGAUAGGUUUUUCCAUACCCAAAUUUCCAUGUAGGGACAGUUUGUAUUAGAAUUUUGGGAUAACAUACAUAUUUUACCAACACAACUUUAUCAUAUAAAGUUUUGCAAUUUAAUUAUUUCGAUUUUAAAAAUGACUUACAUUUACGAAAUUUGCAAGGUGGUUAUUACAUUACAUUAAUCGAUAGAAAACAAACAUUUUCUAAAAUUUGUCUUUGUGGUGUUAUAAUAUUAAAAUAAAUGACAUUUUAAUCGCGCUA